AGCUGCCGGACGGUUUUAUUACUUUUUUUUUUUAAUUACUUUUUUCUGCCUGCCAGCUGGGGCGGCUCAUCCCGUCCCGUCCCUGACCGGUGCCGCUCGCCGGGGGAUGCCGCGCCCCGCGCCCCGCGGCUGAGCGGUCCCGCUGGGGCUCCAUGGGCUGCACCGGCAGCGCCCUGCGCUGCUGCCCCGUCGGUGUCGAGAGACAGCUAAAAGCCCAGCAGCAGAGGGGAUCGGCUUCCCAGGAGCUCCCGACCUUGAAGACACAGAAUGCCAAUGCCUGCCUGCUUCCUGAGCACGGGGAGAAGGCAGCACGGCCAGAGGAGUGGGCGGAGAGUGCGAGAUUCCUCCAAGGCCAGGAGGAGGAGGAGGAGCAGAAUGCCGGCCAGGCAGGCACUGCCAGCAUCUCCCAGGACAUUGAGAUCCAGGUGAAAAAGAGAAAAGAACUGGAGCUGAAGGAACAGCUUGAUGCCCUGAGGAGAGAGCACACAGAAACCCUGCAAGAGCUCCAGGGAGCACAUGAGCAGGAGAAGCUGCUGCUGACAGAGUCCCACCACAGGUCUGAGGCAGCCUUACAGGAGAAAAUUCAGGCACUGAAUUCCCAGCUGAAAUCCUUCCAGGACAGGAUGAAGCGGGUGGAGGAGUCACUCUUGAGAACAGACUACAAGAAGCACAUCCAGGAGCACGGGAGCCCCAGCCCCUUCUGGGAGCAGGAGCUGGAGAGCCUGCACUUCGUCAUCGAGAUGAAGAACGAGUACAUCCACGGCCUGGACAAGAAGCUGCUGCACCUGGAGACCGUGGAGGAGAGGAACCUUCUGCUGGAGGAGAAGGUGAAAACCCUCCAGCAGGAGAACGAGGACUUGCAAGUUCGCACCCAGAACCACUUGGUCAUGGCGAGGCAGCUCUCCGAGGAGCUCCAGGCGGCCCGCGGGGCGCUGGAGAAGGAGGCGCAGCUGCUGGAUCAGGCUCGCCGGGAGAAGGAGGAGCUGCUGUACCGAGUGCUCAACGCCGGGGACGGCGCCCCCUUCCCCAUGGCUACCGGAGAGGUGCCCCUCAUCGCCACGUAGCACCGACGGCACCGGGGACUGCCGGGGCUGCCCUGCGAGCCCAGGGCUGCUCUCACAAGUGCCCCGGUCGGAGCAGGGCUCUGGGCUGGCCGAGCCCUCGGUGCACCUCAUGGACGGCAGUGAUGGAGCAUUUCACGGGACAUUUACUCCUGCAUUUCCCCAGCCCGUGUGGGGCUGCAGAGGGACCCUGGCCUCCCACCCACACAUUUCCUGCACCCCUUCCUCUGGUGAGGGGGUGUCUCGGGGUGAACGGGGUCAGCCAGGACACACAGACUUGCUUUGGGUCAGAUCUGACCCAGCACUUGGCUCUGAGUAUAAACAGCACCGGUGCUGCCCCAGGGCAUGAGGACGAUGAGGAGGCCACUAGGAAAAGCGCCUGGAGGAUGAGGAGGGCACUGGGGACCUGGUGUUAACCUCACAAGGCAGGGCUCCCACUCAUGCCCUCCUAUUCCCAUCACCUCCUCCACCUUCAGCAAAUGUCUCCCAGGUACUGCUCUUGCAGCUCAGGCAUGUCCCAGCUCUCUGCCACAAAGACCCCAAGCCCUACUUGUCCCUGCUGCCCAUCAGCAGCCCCACCAGUCCCAUCUUCUGCCCCAAAAGCUGAACAGAGGCUGGAGCUGCACAUCAGGGAGCAGAGAGUCCUCCCAGGGGGUGGAUGCUUUGGCAGGUCACAUCCCUCUGCUUGAGGCAGGGCAUCCCCAGCAGGGAAGAUGCUGCCAGCAUGGCUGUGGCUCAGGGCUGGAUGCACACAAGCACUUUCCCCUGGGUGCACGAGUGUGGUGGGAGCCACUGCUCUGGAGCUGUCACAGGCCUGUCCCCUCCCCAGGGCUGUUUAGCCAGAGCUGUAGGUGUGUGUGGGUAUGUUUGGGUAUGUGUGGGUGUGUGUGGGUGUGUGUGUGCACCAGCCAAGGUGCUGCUGGCUGCAAGGAUUACAGAUCUGUAAGAAGCAGCAGCCUCAGGAAUCCCACGUCAGUGGUUUGGGGGACUGGUGCAGGAGGGUCCCAGAGUGGGGCUGUGUGCUCCACACCCCAUACAGUGGGAAGAAGGGGAAGGGUGGGAGCUGGCACCACAAAGACUCAACAAGGAAGGUCCAGAUGAGGCCCUU
Molecule: messenger RNA, 2169 nt
Organism: Serinus canaria (Common canary)
Lineage: Eukaryota; Metazoa; Chordata; Aves; Passeriformes; Fringillidae
Gene: CCDC69
Product: coiled-coil domain containing 69
Exons: 9
Coding region: 153-1064 (303 amino acids)
Cellular component (GO): cytoplasm; nucleus
Molecular function (GO): microtubule binding
Source: RefSeq, a predicted model, not a curated record